Messenger RNA from Daucus carota subsp. sativus, 1296 nucleotides. Its product is annotated as RNA exonuclease 4. Lineage: Eukaryota; Viridiplantae; Streptophyta; Magnoliopsida; Apiales; Apiaceae. The transcript is spliced from 7 exons. Gene Ontology annotation, molecular function: 3'-5' exonuclease activity; nucleic acid binding. The record is from RefSeq and is a predicted model, not a curated record. Gene Ontology annotation, cellular component: nucleus. Bases 235 to 1296 code for a protein of 353 amino acids. Gene Ontology annotation, biological process: rRNA processing.
GAAAUGUCGUCAUGCAUCCCGAAUCAAAUAAAGUUUGUAUUAUGGGGUCUGGAUCAAUUAGGAAUUUUGGAUUGUCUGACUUGUCUAGAGCAGAAAAUAACUAGCAAUAUCUACAUGUAUCCAACUAUAAAUAUAUAGCACAUCUAUACUCUUCUUUCCCAAGUCUACAGACUACAACACAGCUAUAUCUCUAGUAACAGUCUAGCAGUUGGUUAAUCACCUCAUUCUGAAGAAAUGGAGUCUGCCGAAUCUCUAAGGAACAAGUGCCGGGCAUGCUAUAGACAGUUCAACAAAAUGGAGCACCUAGUGGAACACAUGAGGACCUCAUACCAUUCAGGCCAUGAACCCAUGUGUGGCAUUUGUAAGAAACAUUGCCGUUCACACGAAUCUCUCAGGGAACACCUAAUAGGGCCAUUGCCAAAAGUAGAAUGUGAAAGGAUAUUUAAAGAGCGUGGAUGUCACAUUUGUCUUGACAUAUUUAGCAGCCGUAAUGCUCUUAAAGCACACCUUAAUUCAUGUCAGCUCUCACGCACAAAUGUCAAUGGCUUAACAUAUCGCAUGGCAAACUUAGGAAUUUUUGACGACAUGAGAAAUCAUGAAAAUGGAGGUGGAAGAGGAGGAAGAGUGGUUGCACUAGCUUGCAAGAUGGUUGGUGGUGGGAGUGACGGCUCCUUGGAUCUUUGUGCAAGGGUUUGUCUUAUUGAUGAAUAUGAAAACACUAUCUUCCAUACCUAUGUCAGGCCUCACCUUCCUGUCACUCACUACAGGUUUGAAACAACGGGGAUACGACCAGAGAUGUUGAAAGAUGCAAUGGGAGUGAGGCAAGUCCAAAAAAAAAUUCAAGACUUCCUGAGCAAUGGAGAACCAUUAUGGAAGAUCCGUCCCAAGGGUGGAAAAGCGCGAAUUCUUGUUGGUCACGGUUUAGAUCAUGAUCUCAAAUGUUUAGAGGUGGAUUUUCCAGGAAUGAUGAUUAGAGAUACAGCAAAAUAUCCUCCAUUAAUGAAAACCAGCAAGCUCAGCAACUCACUCAAGUACCUAGCAAAAGCAUAUCUUGGUUACGACAUUCAAACAGGUAUACAAGACCCUUAUGAAGACUGUGUGGCAACAAUGAGGCUGUACAAGCGAAUGAAGUACCAACGUCACAAAAUUGAGGACUUCCCUCAAGUUACUGACCCUCAUCGAAAUAAUUUUGCUUCAUGGAGGCAAAAUGAGCUUGAAAGGAUGAGUCCAGAUGACCUGUUAGCACUUUCAAGGUCCGAUUACUAUUGCUGGUGCUUGGAUUCUCGGGAUAUAUGA